Oncorhynchus nerka (sockeye salmon) is the source of this 5943-nucleotide messenger RNA. RefSeq names its product StAR related lipid transfer domain containing 8 (gene stard8). Gene Ontology annotation, molecular function: GTPase activator activity; lipid binding. The transcript has 14 exons. Gene Ontology annotation, biological process: signal transduction; actin cytoskeleton organization; regulation of Rho protein signal transduction. NCBI's taxonomy places the organism in Eukaryota, Metazoa, Chordata, Actinopteri, Salmoniformes, Salmonidae. The record is from RefSeq and is a predicted model, not a curated record. Bases 250 to 3417 code for a protein of 1055 amino acids.
UUUCAGCAUGAAUGGGGUCAUGAAGGGCAGGUUCUGUUAGGCUGGUACAGUUGUUCGCAAAUAGAAAAGUAGUGAUAACUGGAAUCCCUGGCUUCAGUUCCCUUGCUUGGUUUCUUUUGCCUGCUUGAAACUGUUCUUCUUGGAUUUGUGUAACUAACUCUCAAUCAUUUAUGGAAUCUGUAAAGUUUUGACCUCCACCACCAGGCUACUGUUGAGUGUUUUGGGCUUCAAUGCCCUUUUUAUUUGUUAAUGAGUGGUCGGACUAAGUUUCAGCAACUGCUCGGAAAAAAUGAACUGGAGGCUAAAGAAGCUUGUAAUUGGCUGCGGGCUGCUGGAUUUCCGCAAUAUGCCCAGCUCUACGAAGCGGGACAGUUUCCUUUAGACAUCUCCUCUGUGAAAAAAGACCAUGGGUUUCUGGACCAGGAUUCACUGAAGUCACUAUGCAGGAGGCUGUCAACCUUGAACAAGUGUGCCUCCAUGAGACUGGAGGUCCAUUUUCAGUGCAAACAGAGUGAAGACUCUGAGGAGGAUGACCUGUGUGCCAUCAGUGACCGCUGGGCAUUCCAGCGAGAGAGUAAGACAUGGUCCCGACUGCGUACACUCUCCCCACACGUCUCCACCACCCUGCACCCUUUGAGGGCCUCUGCCAGUAGUGAGAGCAUCCUGAGUGACUUCAGCAACCUGGAGGUCACCUCCACCCACAGCAGUAGCAGCCUGAGUGUGAAGAGUGACAGAGGUACCACUUCCAGCAACCCCUCCAGUCAGGUCACCAGCACGGCAGAGCCCUACACCCUUACCUCCCACCAUGACUCCCAUGGUUCCCACUCUCCCAAUGGAUCCGCCUGUGAGGACCAGCCUGUGUCUCCAAAAGACCUGCUUACUGUUCCUGUCAGCAGAGAGAAGACCAAGAGGUGUUCCAAUACCUUCCUGAAGAGAAUGGAGUCGUUCAAGAAAAAGGAUAAAGAGAGGGAAGUGACAGAUGGCCAAGCUGUGACCUCUCCACUGCAGUUCCCUCUAACCCCUGGCAGUUUGCAUUGCACUUCCAAUGAAAGCCUACCUGGUUUAAAAAACAACACUACAGAAAAGAGCAGUGUAAAUUACAGCAGAAAAGCUCAUACUAUCUGUCGUACAGGCCGUAGGUCCCCAGUUGUGGACAGAGCUAAUGCGAAGAGCAGUUGGCUCUAUCUAGAGGACUAUGAUAUGGCAGGGUGGAAGGGGGCUAAACAGGUUAUUCAGAAGAGUGGCUAUAAAAAUGGACUGGAUUGUCUGGUUCAUCUGCCAAUGGACCACAAGCCAGGCACGUUCCCCAAGUCCCUAUCCAUCGAGAGCCUGUGCACUACUUCCACCUCUCAUGAGCUGCGUGAAUGGCAGAUGGAGGACGUAAACCUCUCCCUGGGCAGCAGUCACGAGUCCCAGGAAUUCAACAUGUUUCCUAUAAGAAGAAACUCGUGUUCCUCAGUGGGGAGCAUCUAUGACAAUGUAAAUGAGGCUAGUGGCAGUUCAGACGAGUUGAGAGAGAAGGUCUUUGAGCACCUGGAUGAUAUCCUUCAACAUGUCCAUGGCCUUCAGCAGAAUAUAGACCAGUGGUCCAAGAAGGUGUGUCAGGAGCUCAGUGACAAGCAUGAGGAAGAGCAGGACACUGACGAGACCAGAGAAACAACAUUCUCCUCCAGCCUCCAUUUUGAGGAGCAGUCUAUGUCAGAUGUAGGCACGAUGGCCAGUGACUACGACAGCACAGGAAACUCUUUGAAUGAGGUGGAGGAUGUUGAGACAAGAGAACGAAGGGACUCAGGAGUGGGUGCUUCCUUAACCAGGCCAAGCAGGAAGCUACGGUGGCAUAGUUUCCAGAACUCCCACAGGCCGAGCCUGACUUCAGCCUCCCAGGAAAUUAACCGCCAGUCAGCUGCUCAGCUCAACCUUCUGCAAAAGUUCUCUCUGCUCCGGCUCACUGCUAUAAUGGAGAAAUACUGCGAACUCAACAAACAUGGCUGGAGCUGGUCUAUUCCUAAGUUUAUGAAGAGGAGUAAGGUCCCUGACUACAGGGACAAACAGGUUUUUGGUGUUCCACCAAUCAUCAAUGUCCAAAGGAGUGGGCAACCCCUACCCCAGAGCAUCCAGCAGGCCAUGCGCUACCUCCGCAGCCAAUGUCUGGAAAAGGUUGGCAUUUUCCGUAAGUCUGGGGUGAAGUCUCGGAUCCAGACUCUGCGGCAGCUGAAUGAAAAUUCCCCAGACCACGUGAGGUACCAGGGCCAAUCAGCCUACGAUGUGGCCGACCUGCUGAAACAGUACUUCAGAGACCUGCCUGAGCCUGUCCUCACCACCAAGCUCACUGAAACCUUCCUGCAGAUCUACCAAUGUGUCCCGAAGGACAUGCGUCUUCAGGCAGCCCAGGCUGCAGUCAUCCUUCUGCCUGACGAGAACCGGGAGGUACUGCAGACCCUGCUCUACUUCCUCAGUGACAUCGCCUCUGCCGAGGAGAACCAGAUGACAGCUGGGAACCUGGCCGUGUGCCUGGCCCCCUCCAUCCUACACCUCAACAUCUCCAAGAAAGAGGGCACCUCCCCCAGAUUAAUCCACCGAAGGGGGGCAGGGGGAAAACCGGACCACAAGGACCUGAGUGAGAACAUGGCUGCCACUCAAGGACUCAGCCACAUGAUUGUGGAGUGCAAGAAAUUAUUCCAGAUCCCUCAUGAGAUGAUGCUGCAGUCGCGGAACUCCUAUGUCGCAGCAGAUGCCCAGCCACUCCCUCUCCACGGCUUGGGCCUGAACAUGAAGGGCGAGCCUGUGGAUUACAGAGCCUACCUGGAGGAUAAUAUCCAGGCUCUACUGAGGGAGUCCACAGAGAAGAGCAAAGGAUGGCACAGUGCCCUGGGCCCAGAAAACACAGAGCUGACAUACAAGAAGGUAGGGGACGGCCAUCCCAUCCGUCUUUGGAAAGUGACCACCGAGAUCGAGGCCCCGCCCCAGACAGUGUUGCAGAGAGUUCUGCGUGAGCGCCACCUGUGGGAUGAUGACCUGCUCCACAGCCGUGUAAUCGAGGCUCUUGAGAACAACACAGAGGUGUAUCACUAUGUGACAGACAGCAUGGCACCUCAUCCCCGCAGGGACUUCGUAGUGCUUAGGCGGUGGUGUAGUGACCUUCCUCAGGGCCUGUGUCUGCUAGUGUCCUCCUCUGUGGACCAUGACAAUGUGCACCUGGAGGCAGGGCUACGGGCAGUGCUGCUCACCUCACGGGUCCUGAUUGAGCCCUCAGGGAUGGGCCGGUCCAGGCUGACGCAUUACUGCAGAGCAGACGUCAGGGGACGAUCACCUGAGUGGUACAACAAAGUGUUUGGCCAUCUCUGUGCGGUGGAGGUUGCUAGGAUACGGGGCUCCUUCCCUGUGCUGACAGUGAAAGGAACCGAGACAAAGCUUUGAACUUUGAGAUGGACCGUCGGCCCACUUGAGACACGUGCUGCCUACAGCACACACUGACUCAAAUGAAGGGUGCCUAUCUGUAGCAUUAUAUUACAUCUGCCUGAUAAACUCUCCAGUGUCAUCAACAGGGUACUGUCAGGAUGUGGACUCUCACUCAGAUUGCACUGAUGCCCCAUGAGGAGCCACUGAGGGAAUGUCAGCAAUAUUUACAAAUCUAAACCAGCCUAUGCAUUAACUGACCAUAAAACAUUCAAACGUACCUUGAAAGAAAAUAGACCGUUUCUUUAUGCAAAAGCCAUUCUUUUGAAAGCUUUAUGAGUCCCACCGCGACAUUCGUGCAAUUUGGACUUCUUACCCGUUUAACAUCUUGUGUUUGAGCUACAGAUUUCUGGGUUGUACUAUUGGAUUCAUCUAUUUCUUCUGCAUCUGUGUGAUUAACGGGGCUGAGCUAGAGCGGAGUCUGUGAGACUGGUGGAUCCUGAAAUGGCCCGCGGCCGGAUCUUUUCACAAAGUAAGAGAGAGUCCGAAUGGUUUGAGCUACACUAUUAAAAGCUAUCUAUGAAAAGCUGGGAUUUUCACAAAUACACACAUGUAACAUGUUUUACUUUAUGACAGACAAGCUACACAACAGGUGUUAGAAGGUAAGGGGUUCUUCUACAUAGAAGAUCAUAGGAAAUCCCAGGACAUAGUGUCUAUAAAACUGUAAGGGGUUCUUCUACAUAGAAAAUCAUAGGAAAUCCCAGAACAUAGCGUCUAUAAUGCUGUAAUAAGCACACAUAGUUGUUGUCACAAACUCCAAACUCCACAAAGUUGUCACUGACUAGUUGGAUAUUAAUUUCCCACUGAGCAAACCAUUUAUGUGCUUACAGCAUUCAUAUCAAUUCAUUUUUAUCCGGUUUUUGCUUUGGCUUUUAUUUUUUAUUGACUUUUGACAAUAAAACACAUGAAUGCAACUGUUUAUGUCACAUUGUUGCCCUGGUUGCCCUGAAAAUAAAAUGGUUAAACACUUAUUUGUGAAGCUAAAUAUAAGGGCUGGACAUGCAGAUAAAUGAAAGCAAGAUAAAUGAAAAUACAAUUUUUGCUGGUGUCUCGGGACUGAAAGGGUUAAUGCGGACUUAUCAAGACUUAUGGCGAUGAUGCCAAAAUGCCAUGGAAUGUUUUUAGCUGCAACUAGCUUUACACAAUAAGCUAGUACACAAUCAGGAGAGCUCUAUAGAAACCAUUCAUGCUUGUACUGUAUGCUAUGCAAUUUCUUCAUGAUAAAUUUACAGAGCUAAUAUAUUUGACUAUCGUCAUUAGAUGUGUUUCAAACUUGAGAAUGGCACUUUCAAUAGCUAGCCUCAGUGUUGAUAAUGCAAACAUACUUAGAUGUUAGAGAGAAAAGUGUUUGUUACUGAGGCUCCUUAGUGGGUGGUAGUGUGUCUUAAAACACUGUGCAUUUUCAGGCCUUGCUUCAGCCCUACAUUUUCAGUAACUUUUUAUUUUACUCAAGUGUUUAUCAUAAGAGGGGACUCUACUCUGGACUUCCUGUUAUGUCUCUUAUUUUUACUCUUCUCUUUAAAAGACUAACUGGUUAACCUCCUCUCACUCUAAUUUAGCUAUUGCUUAGCUGCUGAGCUAUAGGGAUCAUUCUUCUUCCUCAGAUCUUCAGAAGUUUAGAAAUGGGAACAGAGCCAUUUGUGAAAUAGGCAAAUAUCUGUCCACCAAGCACCAAACUAUAAGAUAUAAGCAUGGGGCGCAAACAUUUGCAUAAUUCACGCUUUGAUGUCCGUUUAAGAUUUAUUCAUGAGUAAUUGCUUGUGUCAGAAUUUGCGAUCACGAUGAGAAGGGACAAGGAUUAUGACACACUCAAAAGUAGACAGACAACCUGAGCUUUAGACAGCGUUUGUGUAGAUUGCUUACUUACUGUGUGUGUCUGCAGUAUUAUUGUAUUUUCUUGUGUCUCAGUAAUCCGUGUUUUAUUUAUGUCUGUAUGAAUGAGUCUUCGUAUGAGUCACAGGAAUGUGACUACCUCUGUCUGUACAGAAUCGAACCAUUGACGUAUUUUUCUGUUGGGCAUUAUAUACAGGAAUGGUUUUUAAUUAGAUCUCAUUUUAAUCUGAGUUAUGCAAUGGGUGGAAGUGCAAUUACUGAAUGCAUGUAACCUUUUUCAGUGUUUUUUUAAUGCCAUAUGCUUUACAUACAAACAUUAAUAGCCCGUACACCUAAAUGGGAUUACUCCCACUGAAUAACUAAUGCAAUGAACAUAAUUUAAACAAUUGUGGGGAAGUAAUAGCCAUAAACACAAGUAUUACAUAUCUGUGAACUACAGGGUAGUUUUGAGUGAAUACUUUUUGUAACAUAACAGGCCAUUGUAUUGUACUCAAUGAAGCAGUUGUAAAUAACUUGCAUUUUAGCCCACAACAAUGUGUUCAUCUUAUUUGUCUCAUCUAUUACGAUUUACUCUUCCUUUACUACCUAUUUGUAUUAUACUACUCUGACUGUAAAAUAGAGUAGAAAAUCAAUAAACAAAUAUUGAAAAACGAA